Gongylonema pulchrum is the source of this 873-nucleotide messenger RNA. The record is from the annotation of a GenBank genome assembly. Lineage: Eukaryota; Metazoa; Nematoda; Chromadorea; Rhabditida; Gongylonematidae.
CGUGCAGAGACAAGCACGCAGUUUGAUGUUGAACGACUAAAAAAUAUCUACAUGGAUACAGCUCAUCCGGAAAGUCUGCGACGAAUUCAGGAAAUUGAAGCAGUGCAGCCAGCUAAGCCAUCCGACGAGGAAUUUGUACCCGAAAUGCCAUACUUCACAGCGCAACUUAGCGGUCCCAAGGAAGUUCUCCGAGAAGGCCAGUCUGUGCAUAUGGAUUGCAUGGUACAGCCAAUCAAUGACCCAAAUUUGAAGAUUGAAUGGUUCCUGAAUGGUUAUCCAGUGAUGUUUGGAUCUCGAAUCCGGACGAUGCAUGAUUUCGGUUACGUGGGUCUUGAGUUUCUUCAUAUCCAUCCUGAGGAUUCCGGUACCUACACAUGUAAAGCAAGCAAUGCUGCCGGUGAAGCAACCACCGAAUUCUUCAUUGAAUGCAAACGUAAGUGGUUAUGGAAUGAUGGAUGCGCAUUUGCCCUUCUGUAUAUAGCUCUUUUUUCAAUGCAAAAAUUUGCAGCACGGCGAAAUAUUUAUUUGGAUACACAGCAUGCCGAGUCAUGGCUUAAAAUCCAGGAAAUGGAAAAUUAUCAACCGCCGCAUGAGCCAUCGCCAGAACUGACAUUCCCACCGCCAACAUUCACCGAACCCUUACAGGUGAACACCUUUAUCUUUGUUACGCUUUUUGGGACAAUAACAAAAUUCUUUGCCUUGUUGCAAUUACAGUUUGACGGCUGGUUUCAGAAUGUGGACGGUAUUAUCGAUGGGCAAAGCGUUAGGCUGGAAUGUCGUCUACAGCCAAUUAAUGACCCGACCUUGAAAGUGUACUGGACGAAGAACGGCCUGCCGUUACCGGAAGGUAUGGAAUCGAUUAAAAUUUGUUAA